Molecule: messenger RNA, 540 nt
Organism: Moneuplotes crassus
Lineage: Eukaryota; Ciliophora; Spirotrichea; Euplotida; Euplotidae
Source: the annotation of a GenBank genome assembly
AUGGGGUUUGUGUUCUCAAAGGUAUUCUCAGGACUCUUCGGCUCUGAACAGAUCAGGCUGAUAAUUAUUGGGCUAGACAACGCUGGUAAAACUACCAUCCUUUACAAAUUGCAUAAAGAUGAGGUAGUCCAGACAGUUCCCACUGUUGGGUUCAAUGUAGAAUCUGUCACCUACAAGAAUCUGAAAUUUCAAGUAUGGGACCUUGGAGGUCAAACCUCUCUCAGGCCUUACUGGAGAUGAUAUUAUCAGGACAGCAACGCCAUUAUUUUCGUUGUUGACAGUGCAGAUAAGGACAGAAUGGACGUAGCAAAGCAAGAAUUAGAAUUAAUGCUGGAAGAGGAAGAAGUUAAAGGCCUUCCUCUCUUAAUUUUCGCGAACAAGCAAGAUCUCCCUGAGGCCCAAUCUGAGUCAGAAAUCGUUAGUGCUCUCGACCUCCACAGCAUCAAAAAUAGACAAUGGGCAUUAUUCAAAGUUUCUGCUAUAAAGGGAGAAGGACUUAAUGAAGGAUUUGAGUGGCUUGUUGAUGUAUUGAAGUAUUAA